This is a messenger RNA of Arabidopsis arenosa, 1719 nucleotides long. The record is from the annotation of a GenBank genome assembly. NCBI's taxonomy places the organism in Eukaryota, Viridiplantae, Streptophyta, Magnoliopsida, Brassicales, Brassicaceae.
CUUUUGCACUCGUGUUCGUACGUAACGUUCUUGAUCAGAAAAAAGCUCGUUUAAUAAAAGUGAAGUCUGAAAAGGAAGUUAAGUUCACAAGGUUGUUGUAGUUGAAAUCAAGAUUCAAAGCUCUUGAAGAUGGUUGAAGAAAAGAAGAAAAUUUCAGGAAGAUCGGUUUCGCUUCCAUCGAUAGACAUAUUAUUAGACGAGAAACCAGGUUGGCCUUUUCUUAAAAGAGCAACUUUAGGGACACCACAAGUUCACCAAUGGCACACACGAAAAGUCUCAGUGGUCAAUUGGGUCAUGAGCUUACCUGAACGGUUUCCAAGUCAUCAUCAUCAGACUCUAAACUAUGAGACAAGCUUGAUCAAGAAACAAAUCAAGGACAUAUUGAGAGACAACAAAAAAUGGUUCAACUACAAUGUUCUUAAGAAAGCAACAUCAGAUUUCUCUCAAGAGAAUGUCAUUGGGAAAGGAGGAAGCAACGAAGUGUACAGAGGGAUACUUGAAGAUGGAAAAGGCAUUGCAGUGAAAAUCUUGAAGUCAUCAUCUAAAGAAGCUAUGACAAAUUUUGUUCAUGAAGUCAAUAUUAUCUCUUCUUUGAGUCACCAAAACAUCUCACCGUUACUUGGUGUUUGUGUCCAAGACAAUGAACUAAUCUCCGUUUACAAUCUUUCAAGCACAGGAAGUUUAGAAGAAACCCUUCACGGUAAGAAAAAGGGAAAAUAUGUAUUAUCAUGGGAAGAGAGAUUCAAGAUAGCUAUCGGGUUGGCAGAAGCGUUAGAUUAUCUUCAUAACCGAUGUUCUAAGCCAGUGAUUCAUAGAGAUGUCAAAACUUCUAACGUUCUUCUAUCAGCUGAGCUCCAACCUCAGCUGUCAGAUUUUGGUCUGUCGAUGUGGGGACCUACAACAUCUUCUCGGUAUUCGAUACAAGAAGAUGUGGUAGGAACGUUUGGAUAUCUUGCACCAGAGUACUUCAUGUACGGAAAAGUCAGUGAUAAAGUCGAUGUUUACGCCUUUGGAGUAGUUCUGCUUGAACUCAUAUCUGGAAGACAUCCUAUUUCACCUCAGAAUCCUAGAGGACAAGAGAGUUUGAUCAUGUGGGCAAAGCCUUUGAUUGAUAGCGGAAAUUUAAAAAGGCUGUUGGAUCCAGACGUUACAGAUAUAUUCGACGAGUCUCAGUUUCAAAGAAUGGUACUUGCUGCUUCACAUUGCCUCACAAGAUCCGCCACACACCGUCCCAAUAUCAGACAAAUACUGAGGCUACUAAGAGAUGAAAACGAAGCCGGGAAAUGGAUUAUGGAAGACGAAGAAAAUGGAGAUUGCUUCGAUGACGAGGUUUACCCGAAUUCGAGUACAGAAUUACACUUAAGCCUUGCGAUGCUUGAGGUGGAAGAUGAUGAAUCUGCAUCAAUCAGCAGCAUGGAGAGAAGUAACAACAGCCUUUUUUCUUCUUCUUGUUCAUCUAGGGAGCUUCAAACAUAAGGAGUGCUGCUUUUAGUUAGGGGCUAGGUUAGAGGUUUGUUUCUUUAGUGUAUUAUGGAGUUAACUUGAUAACUUUUUGUUAGUCUUGAGCUCCCUGUUAUCUGAGACCAAAGAAUUCAUACCCAAGAUGAAUCAUUUUUCAGUAACAACUAACAACUAUGCCUUAUCUCAAUUAGGCAUUUUCUCAAAAUACCAUAUAUUAUGUUUUUGUUUUUCCUGAAUUAAUCAAAAUCCAAAAAUUCU